GCUGUACAUAAGCACUUUGAAUUCGCGCUAAGACCAGCCUUGUUCGCGUUCAAUUCCAAACCGCCCGAGGCUGAGCUUCAUUCAACUCUUUUUCAACUUCGGGAUCUCAAGUUCAAGCUUUCGCCAUCCCGUCAUUUCAGCAGCUAUUUCUCAACGGUAAUACGCCUAAAUAGGUUGCCUGUGACAAUGGCUUCCACAGAGCAAGACCCCCUCCUCCUACUUCGCCAGUCCAUCGCGUCUGGAGGCGCAAUUCUACCGACCGCGUCCAGCGACGUCUCAGCGCAAGAGGUUCCCCUUUCUCAAGCGACGCACCUCACCUUCUCCACCCCCUCCCACAUAUCCCUCCCAAUCGAUACCCAAACCCGAUUCACCUCGAAUGAUACCCCUGUAGAUCUGCGCAGUAUCUACAUUGCCUGGUUGAAGCGAGAAGUCGCAAUUCCCGAAUACAAUGCCUCUGUAUCGAAGCUUAAUGAGGAGCUCGGGGACAAGGGACAAGUCCGCAUGCUUGCCUUUGUCGAGCGGCUAGAUCUUAUCACAUGGCUCGAGGGAGCCAGCGAAGAAUGCGAGUACAUCAAGCCGCUGGCCGGGGAUAAGGAUGGCUCAACUUCUACUGCAGCUGCAGCUCUUGCUUCCAAGGGUGCAGCAGCUCCUGCAAUCGGUGCGAAGCUAGGGAGAUCGGGGAAGGGUACCUUGGAUCCAAGACUUGCGGUUAUCUAUAACAGCGAGCGCAAGAUGGGUGAUCGAAACAGUGUGCUUAGAGGCAUCAAGCCGACGGACUUCUCGCACGUUCGAAAGCUAGCUGCGCCCCUCAUGUCCAAGAAGUCGCAACAAGCUCCACCCACUGCCAUAUCUAAUAACCCGGCGCUGGCCACACACAAGAAACCUAGACGACCCGAUCCUAUUAUCCUACUUUCGCCUUCCGCCUCCUCUCUCCUGCGCAUGACGAAUGUCAAGUCUUUCCUCGAGAAUGGCCAAUAUGUUCCGCCUAACUCGCUGUCUGCUAGUUCCAGCACAGGUGCGAGUAUGCUGCACAUCAACCGCCUACUGAAGGACAUCGACCCGAAUCGACCUAUGAGGUUUAUCCUGGUCGAAGGCCCUGAACAGUUCAAGCCAGAAUACUGGAAUCGGGUGGUCGCGGUCUUCACGACUGGCCAGAGUUGGCAGUUCAAGAACUACAAGUGGAGCAACCCCAGCGAGUUAUUCCGCCACAUUCCCGGUGUCUACGUCGGCUGGCGGAACGAAAAGCCCCCCGAGGCCGUACGCAACUGGGGGCACAGAGUAAUGAGCGUCGGCAUAGAUCCCUGGAAGGAGCCGGUUCAUAAUACGAUAGAUUCGAGCCGGUGGAGGGACCACGAGAUCGUUGAGCAUAUUUGGAAGGCUAUCGAGGGGAACAUGAGAAGCAAGGGCUGGAGACGAGAUCAGGCUCCCUCGUCGAUAUGAGUACGAGUCUCCGCGUAUCACAUAGAUAAAUGUAUCUUGUCCCUUUUACAUCAGACGACCAAACGAGGCCAAGAAUAAUGCUUUUGAGCUACAGCCGGAGCUUAGUAUGGCCCUUAAUACUCGCAAUGUCCAGUCCGAGACAUGAUCCUCAUGAGUCGCAUCCAUCGGCAUUAAAUUUUGCCGGGUUUUGUAUUAUUAGACUCGAAAGGGAUGGCAUUGCUUCAUACCCAGAUGACCAUGGAAAGGUCUCUUAUAAAUUGACGGCGUUAGGGACGAGAGUUGCGCAGCGAAGCAUAUGGACAAAAGUUGUUUGCCUGAGUAUAGCAAGGCCUUCGUAGCAUAGAACUGGAAAGGCUUAAUGAAUAUGAUUCUAUGAGUGUUUAUACAGCCCGUUACCCAAUCCUCGAUAUGCUGAUUGUAAUUAUGGGAUACAGACGAUGUGUCCAACAGGCACUUCGCAAAUAUUAAGUGAGAAGAUGUUUUCAAUCAGAAAGUGUCUAAGGAACGUAGUCUGGGGCUAAUUGUUUUUGAAGUGACCUUGCUGGUGUAGAAUAACUUGUUCAGGCACUAUUGGAGUCGUCGCCCAACUCACUCAAGCAGCAAGGAUGAUCAAGG
This is a messenger RNA of Daldinia decipiens, 2055 nucleotides long. Its product is annotated as CDC73-domain-containing protein. The transcript is spliced from 2 exons. Gene Ontology annotation, cellular component: Cdc73/Paf1 complex. Gene Ontology annotation, biological process: transcription elongation by RNA polymerase II; positive regulation of transcription elongation by RNA polymerase II. The record is from RefSeq and is a predicted model, not a curated record. NCBI's taxonomy places the organism in Eukaryota, Fungi, Ascomycota, Sordariomycetes, Xylariales, Hypoxylaceae. Gene Ontology annotation, molecular function: RNA polymerase II complex binding. The coding region runs from base 187 to 1440 and encodes 417 amino acids.